UAAAUCUAAAUGUAUUUUGUGCAUUAUGAUCGUUCUGCACAUAAAUCCAAUUCAGUUGAUCUGGUAGCCUCAACGUCGACAUCAAAAGCAGAAGCAGCGGUGGUGAUCGAAAGAAAAUAAAGACAUUUGCAAUUGGAUUUUCGGAAUUAUAAUAAAUAUAAAGAUAUUUUCGAUUCUGUUUUAAAUUAUUUAUAUAGAUUUGUCCGUGUUUUUAUUAUAGUGUACAGUGAACUAUAAAAUUUGGUAGCACGUUUUUGUAUUGGAAAAUUAAAGGAACGGUAAGGGUGGUAUUCCGUACAAAAUACGACAGCAAUCAAGCAGGCAUCCAGCUGAAGCACUACCAUCCGUUUGCGAACGUCAGAAUAGUAGUAGAAGCAUAAAGUUAAUUCGAAGGCCUUUCGCUCUAACAACAGACACCUUUACGCGUGUGUAAUCAGAGCAGUAAACACCGCCGUCACCAUUAGCGCCGCUGGUGCAGUGCGGAAAACGAACUAUGAGCGCCGCUAAAAAAUACAAGCUUAUGGACACAGGUGAUCAAUUACAGGACACGGAGAAUUAUACAAACAAUCGUUUAAAGAAACAAGGCGAUAACAAUUUUUAUAGUCCCUCGACUUCGGCUCGUUGUGCGUUGGGACAAAAUUUGCAUCAACCCUCAGCUGCGUCAAGUUCUCAAUUGUCGUAUAAUAUGAAUAAUAGCAAUAGCAGUUUGGGCACUAACGGUGAAAGGCGUGCUAAUUUCUCAAUGUUAGAUGGGGCACAUAUGAACGAUCAUCGCUCAGCCACAACUACCUCAGCGUACUUUAAUAAGAUGGGCGCAAAUAAUGCCUCCAAGCCGGGAGAUGUUAAAAAAAUUGUAAUAAAAAAUUUCAAGAUGAAACCUACACUGCCGGACAAUUAUUCGGAGCAUACUUGCGAAAAAUUGCAAGAAGCAGUUGUCGCAAUUCAACUGUCAAAGCCAAUUAGGUAUUCAUUAGAAGAGCUGUAUCAAGCUGUGGAAAAUAUGUGCAGCCAUAGGAUGGAUGCGCAGUUAUAUGGAAAACUUAGAGAGCUUACCGAAGCUCAUGUGAAACGCAACGUUGAGUCAUUUACAGGCGCGAGUAUGGAUAAAUUGGUGUUCUUGAAAAAGAUAAAUGGUUGGUGGUUAUCAUUUUGCCAACAAAUGAUUAUGAUGCGCAGUAUAUUUCUAUAUUUGGAUCGGACGUAUGUUUUGCAAAAUCCUACUGUUCACUCAAUAUGGGAUAUGGGCUUGGAUUUAUUUCGGACUCAUAUAGCAAUGAAUGAAAAAGUACAAAAACGUACUGUGGAAGGAAUACUUAUGCUAAUCGAAAAAGAACGUACGGGUGAUGCGGUGGAUAGGGGAUUACUUAAGAGUCUCAUACGAAUGUUAUGUGAUUUGCAAAUUUAUAUUAGUGCUUUUGAAGAUAAAUUCCUUAUUGCAACAAAGCAAUUGUAUCAGCUUGAAGGACAACGUAAAAUGCAAGAAAUGGAUGUGCCCGAAUAUUUACGACAUGUAGACAAACGAUUGGCAGAAGAAAACGAACGACUCUUGCACUAUUUAGACUCUAGUACCAAGUAUCCUUUAAUUUAUACAGUAGAAAAGGAGUUACUUGCAGAACACCUUACACACAUCCUACAAAAAGGUCUGGAUACCCUCUUGGAAGAAAAUAGACUGAGUGAUCUCACACUUCUGUACAGCCUUCUGAGUCGAGUCAAAAAUGGCACUGCCGAACUGUGCGGCAACUUUAACGGUUACAUUAAGAAAAAGGGACGUACCAUUGUUAUAGAUCCUGAAAAGGAUAAAAGUAUGGUACAGGAUUUGUUGGACUUUAAGGAUAAAAUGGAUGUGAUCGUGCGCACAUGUUUCGAACAUAAUGAAAAAUUCACGAACUCUUUGCGAGAGGCUUUCGAAUUCUUCAUAAACCAACGAGCGAAUAAACCGGCCGAAUUAAUAGCUAAGUAUGUAGACAUGAAACUGCGUGCUGGAAAUAAGGAAGCCACAGAAGAAGAAUUAGAACAGAUACUUGAUAAAAUCAUGGUGCUGUUUCGUUUUAUACAUGGCAAAGAUGUCUUCGAGGCAUUUUAUAAGAAGGAUUUGGCAAAACGUUUACUGGUUGGAAAAUCUGCAUCAGUUGAUGCUGAGAAGAGCAUGUUGUCCAAGUUAAAGCAAGAAUGUGGUGGUGGAUUCACCUCGAAGUUGGAAGGCAUGUUCAAGGAUAUGGAGUUGAGCCGCGAUAUAAAUAUUGCAUUUAAGCAGUAUGUCGGAAAUACGGAUACAGAGAUAACCAGUAUGGAUUUGACUGUCAAUAUACUAACAAUGGGCUAUUGGCCCACAUAUCCCUUAACUGAAGUCACUAUGCCACCACAACUUGUGAAUCCGCAACAAGUUUUCAAUAAAUUUUACUUGGCUAAGCAUAGCGGUCGUAAGCUCCAAUGGCAGCCAACACUGGGUAAUUGUGUGCUUAAAGCGCAGUUUGAUGCGGGUCCCAAAGAGCUAUUGGUUUCGCUGUUUCAAGCACUUGUGCUCUUACUGUUCAACGACAAAAACGCAUUGAGUUUUGAAGAAAUCAUUGCUGCUACAAAUAUUGAAGAUGGAGAACUGCGCAGAACCUUACAGUCGUUAGCUUGUGGGCGUGCGCGUGUUAUUACGAAAACCCCAAAGGGUCGUGAGGUGGUGAACAAAGAUUUGUUCCAGUAUAACAAUGAAUUUACAAAUAAAUUGUUCCGUAUAAAAAUCAAUCAAAUCCAAAUGAAGGAAACGACGGAAGAACAAAAAGCAACAGAAGAGCGCGUUUUCCAAGAUCGACAAUAUCAAAUUGAUGCAGCCAUUGUGAGAAUAAUGAAAAUGCGUAAAACGCUUAGUCACAACCUGCUCAUUGGAGAACUCUUCAAUCAAUUGACAUUUCCUGUUAAGCCGGCUGAUUUGAAGAAACGCAUUGAAUCACUUAUAGACCGCGAUUAUAUGGAACGCGACAAAGAUAAUCAAAAUCAAUACAAUUACGUUGCUUAAAUUAUGAUUUCUAUACAUAUAAGGGCUCUACGACAGUCGACAUCGCUCGCAAGCAAGCCCUUUUUCCAUUAUCAGCAUCUAACAUGUAAACAUUACUUCAUUCGCAACAUCAAAUAAAACAAAAGAAAUUAAUGAGCGGUUACUCACAUCAUAUCCUUUUGCUUUACAAACGUAUAACAGUUUAAAUGUCGUUAUAUAUGUAUUAAAUAACUAUGUGUUUAAAAAGGCAUAUUCGGACAAAAAAUGGAUAACAACAAAGUUAAGCUAGCACUGAGCCAAAGUUCUAAAGCUUGCCUUGAUUGAAGAGAAUAAAAGAGAAAAAGCCGAGAUGAUACCCCACCAUAUCGGCUUAUAAAUUUGUAUAUCUAAAAUUAGUUUCCUUUUAUAAACUUAUCUUAUUUUCAAACUUUUGCAGACUGCACUGUAUAAAUAACUACUAUUAAAAUGAAGUAACUUCUUACGAAUGUUCCCAGAUAAAUAUAUACACACCUGUUACUCUUCUUCUGA
Ceratitis capitata (Mediterranean fruit fly) is the source of this 3514-nucleotide messenger RNA. RefSeq names its product cullin-4A (gene Cul4). The record is from RefSeq and is a predicted model, not a curated record. Gene Ontology annotation, biological process: DNA damage response; ubiquitin-dependent protein catabolic process; protein ubiquitination. Gene Ontology annotation, molecular function: ubiquitin protein ligase binding. NCBI's taxonomy places the organism in Eukaryota, Metazoa, Arthropoda, Insecta, Diptera, Tephritidae. The transcript is spliced from 14 exons. Bases 494 to 3007 code for a protein of 837 amino acids. Gene Ontology annotation, cellular component: Cul4-RING E3 ubiquitin ligase complex.